AUGAUUGCUUUCAAUAUAUCCAGCAUUAUACCAGAUAAUUUUAAUCAACCACGUCCCGAAUUCAAUUUGAUAGGUGCGGACUGGUACGGACUCCAGAAUUACCUCCAAACAUACCUUCCCAUCUGUAAUCGAGAAAAUCCCCAGGCAACUGAACUAUCUAUCGAUAGCUCAAUCGAAAUGAUUAAAACUGCAUGUAACAAAUUUAUCCCUAGAUACAUCAGCAAUAGGAAACACAUAGCGCCUUGGUGGAAUGAUGACCUGAGAACUUUUCGAACUGUUAACAUAAGGCUAAGGAAGACUUUUCAGAGAUGCCAUGUUGAACCACAGCGCUCCAUUCACAAGAUAAAUUAUCUUGAACAUCUUAAAAAUUAUAAAAAUGCUAUUAAGAUGGCUAAGUUUAAUUCUUGGAGAGAAUUUUGUAGGAAUGUUGGAAAUAACUUCUGGGGAUUCAUCACAAGAUAUUGCACAAAAAAACUAAGGCGAAAACAAAUACUGCACUCUACCAACAUCGGACAAACUUUUGAGGAGGUUGCCAACAGGAAAAUGGACACUUUCUGUCUUCCAGAUCAUAUAUUUCAGGAGAAUGAGCAACAUCGUAUCGUACGAGAGAACAUACAAAGUAAUAUAUACACCAAUGACACUCUUGAGUUUACCACUGAAGAAACAGCUUGGGCGCUUACAAAAAUGAACAACAAAAAAGCAGCAGGAUACGAUGAUAUUACGCCACUUUUGGCGAAACAACUGUGGGUUAUUAUACCUGAUCAACUAUCUGAAAUUUACAACACAUGUCUAAGAAUUGGAAUAUUUCCUAAUUCUUGGAAAAGGAAAGGAUCGUAA
Messenger RNA from Centruroides sculpturatus (bark scorpion), 837 nucleotides. RefSeq lists its product as uncharacterized. Lineage: Eukaryota; Metazoa; Arthropoda; Arachnida; Scorpiones; Buthidae. The record is from RefSeq and is a predicted model, not a curated record. The coding region runs from base 1 to 837 and encodes 278 amino acids. The transcript has a single exon.